ACCCGGAGUAAAUGUGGUGGGGUCGUGCCCACAAUCACGAAUGAGGGGGAGGCCCCUCACUCCGCAGGCCCGGCUGGCACAGGCAGCGCAAACGAGGAAUCAAGGCAAGGCCAGUACCAGCCAAGAGCCUCCAAGGAGGGAACACGAACCAAGGAGAAGGAAAGAGGCUGUAGAAGUAGAGGACGACGAUGAUGAAGAGGAAGAGGACGAGAGGCUGCGCAGAGAAGAGGAUCAGAGAGCGGAGCAGCGGGCAAGGAAAAAGGGAACCAGGGGAGAGGCCGAACCGGCCAUACAUGACGGACCGCCCAAAAAGAAGAAAUACGCGGUCCGGUUGGAAGAGGGAUUUGACAUAGAGAAGGUGAUUGACCGGCUGCUGGAAGGGCAUAAUGACCUCAUGACCCUGAAGGAAAUCCUAGCGUCAGCCCCGCGACUCCGCGAUGAACWGAAGGGGAGGUUAUCRCGGCGCCUGGUGCCCAAUGUCCAUCUGGGUAUGAUCCUGCCCAAGGAGGCAGAGUGGGCAGAGUCAGGUACGAAGAUGGACUGGAAGUGCGUAGCCUGCGGUACGAUGGAUUUGAUGGUGAAGGGUUCCAAGUGCGCAACAAUGGUGGACACCGUGGCAGAGAUGAACAUUAUUCGGGAGGCGGACGCGAUCAGAUUCGGGCUGGAUAUAGACCGUUCUGACUGCGGUAUUCUGCAUGGAGCCAGCUGGAAGAAGAUGAAGGAAGCAAGCCAUGGAGUACGCUUGGAGGCUAUGGAAAUGGAAAUUCAGGAACUCAGGGCCUUGGUGGCCAGCCAGGCAGCUAUCAUCGAGAGCCUGAGGCAGCAAACCCAGGGAAGGGUGGACAGGCCAGAGAGCAGCAGGCAGGGAGAGCAGAGGCAGCCAGGACAGGGAUUGACAGGACAGCCAUUUGCAGCAGAGCCUCGCCGGGAGCCACCUAUGGCGAGAGUUAUCCUGGAGCCAGAGGAGGCGAGAGCCCAGAGACAGGCAGAGAGAGAGGCGUUCGAGUUUAGAGCCCCUACUGAGCUCGCAACGCUGCCAGUGGCGGCGGCAGACCCAGUCGUACCUUUGGCAGUAGAGGAGGGGCUGCCACCAUCUAGCAGUAAGCCGGCUCAGGGCUCAGCAGAGGGAUCCAUGGGCGUGCUCCUUGAGGCGGUGCAUACUAUGCAGGAGGAGGUGAGUUUGUUUUCACCUGAGCAGAGGAUAGAGGAGCCCCUUGAGAGAGAGAUAGGGAUUGAGGCGGAGAGUGUCAUCGAGAGCAGGCUCCAGAGGAUGGGCACACCUGAGUAUGGACCAGAGGAGAUUGAGGAGCAGCCCAUGGCAGUGCCAGGAGAGACACUCGAGAGGAGACCUCAGAGGUUGGACACACCUGAGUACGUCCCAACGACAGGGAAUUUGAGGAGCAGACUAGGAUCUUGGGCUACUGGAUCUGGGUCUGGGGGACCAGUUCCUGGGACAGAGCAACAGGAGGUCGUUAGUACCGCAGCUCCUCGAUCGGAGCAGUAGGGGGUUGUCAGUACCUUGGUAGGAUCUCCUUCAUCGCCACCCCCUCAGCUCAGGAAGAAGAAGUUCAAGAGGAAGAUUGAUCAACUAUGCUUCUACUGCAAGAGGGGCGUGCAUCUGACUC
Messenger RNA from Chara braunii, 1625 nucleotides. The record is from the annotation of a GenBank genome assembly. Lineage: Eukaryota; Viridiplantae; Streptophyta; Charophyceae; Charales; Characeae.